This is a messenger RNA of Lytechinus pictus (painted urchin), 3236 nucleotides long. RefSeq lists its product as uncharacterized. The transcript is spliced from 5 exons. The record is from RefSeq and is a predicted model, not a curated record. Lineage: Eukaryota; Metazoa; Echinodermata; Echinoidea; Temnopleuroida; Toxopneustidae. Bases 1 to 1398 code for a protein of 465 amino acids.
AUGAUUGGUAGCAACCGUGUCGUUGACCGUGGAGGUACCGUGCUGCCUCUUGUUCAAAGGUUUGACACUCCCGGAAGUGUUGAUAGCGUGUCCGUUACACCAUCGGCCGAUUCGGUGUUACCCUUCGACGUGAGUAACCGCUACAGGGCAAACACCGGCGUAACCGCUAUGUCUUCGAGCCCGGCUAACGUCAGCAGCAGUAACUCCACUGCCCAAGUUGUCUGUUCGGCGCGAAUACCAUGUGUCGUGGAUGGGUUGAUCUCACAGAACUUUCAGUCGUUCGCCCUGUAUGCGUCACCUCCAACUGAAUGUUCGUACUCGGCUAGCAUCUCCAUCGCUAAUACCCAUGUUCUUUCCAUCUGGACUGAUGUCGCGUGCCAUACUCGCCCUCCAGAUCAGCCCCUUGCUACCAUAGGGCUUGGCCCUGCUGAAUGUCCACUCCUGAAGGAUGUCAUCAUGCUCGUCCGCCAGAUCAGCCCCAUGCUAUUCCAGGGCAUGGUCCUGCUGAUUUGUCUGUCCCUGAAGGAUGUCGUGCUCGUACGCCAGAUCAGCCCCAUGCUAGUCCAGGGCAUGGUCCUGCUGGUCUGUCUGUCCUGGUCCCCGGAGGUUGUUGUCGCACUCGUCUGCCAGACCGGCCCCAUGCUAGUCCAGGGCAUGAUCCUGCUGAUCCACACUGUACACUUCUACGGUUUGAACCCUGUGAAUCAGCAAUCAGGAUCAAGUUGUCUUGGGAGGUUUCUCUCUCUACUCCCUCGUCUUUCAUACAUGAUGAUCUCCUACUGUUCCUUUCAUGAUGAUUUCUACAGAGAGAUUGCUGAACGUGCUACCUCAUCUCUGAUCCACAAUGUACACUUCAGAGAUUUAGACGUUGUGAAUCAGCAAUCAGGAUCAUGUUGUCUUGGGAGGUUUCUCUCUCUGCUCCCUCGUCUUAUACACCUGACGAUCAAACGCUGUUCCUUUAGUGAUGAUUUCUACAGAGAGAUUGCUGAACGUGCUUCGUCAUCUCAGAUCCACACUGUACGCUUCGACGGUUUGAACCUUGUGAAUCAGCAAUCAGGAUCGUGUUGUCUUGGGAGGUUUCUCUCUCUACUCCCUCGUCUUGCAGAAAUGAUGAUCUACGGAUGUUCCUUUCAUGAUGAUUUCUACAGAGAGAUUGCUGAACGUGCUACCUCGUCUCUGAUCCACACUGUACAGUUAAACAGUUUGGACGUUGUGAAUCAGCAAUCAGGAUCAUGUUGUCUUGGGAGGUUUCUCUCUCUACUCCCUCGUCUUACAGACCUGACGAUCCUCGAAUGUUCCUUUCAUGAUAAUUUCUACAGAGAGAUUGCUGAACGUGCUUCUUCAUCUCAGGUUAGAUAUACAAAGAUAUAUUUUGGUUUCAAUCAUAAAGGAAUAUGAGUCAAAAUAUAACCCAAAAUGAUUUUCUGGGAAAAAAUCAGCUUUAAUGAAAAAUAUAAUGAAACAUAUUGUAACGAAGAAAGUAGCAAUAGUGGAUGAACAAAAUAAAAAUACGUUUUAUUCAGACGAAUGGGAAAACAGAUGCACUACACAUGCAUAUAUCCAAGAUCAUAAAUGUUGGUUGGCUAACCAAGAUUAAUCGGUUGUUGGUAUUAUGAUUCUUGAUAAUAACGGUGUCAAUAUAUCAAUAUCACGAUUGUGUAAUUAUGAUAAUGAAACGCAUGAAAUAAAUUACUAUACAGUUUUGUAGAUUAUGUCCAAGACAACCUGGGUGCCAGUUUUCGGCGCGAUCAAACGUCAAACGGCCAAAAUCUCAAAGGGGGCCCUGGGAGCCCCCCCCCCCCUCCGGCCACAUGAACUCCCAAAAUACCCCGGCUUACAUGUAGAUAGGGUUAAAUUUUAUGCAACAAUGGUCGCAACCAGGGCAAAAAUGUCCUUAGCCUUAGGCUUGAAAUAUCCCGUUAUUCGUUAAAUGCCAUUCCUAGGUAAAACUUUACACUGCGCAAGAUUUACCGUAUAAAUGUUUACUUUAGCUAAAGGGUCCCAUAUCCUGCGCAGUAGGGGCUCUUCAUCUGUAACCUUCAAAUGGCUCUAAAACGCUCCCUGGUGUGAAGGGAGGGGGGUAACGUAAUGAACUAAAUGGAAAACAAUGAAAUAUGUUAUUUACUGAAUAUAACAUAAACAUAAAUAAUUUAAUAAUAAAAGAAUGAAUUUCAAUUCAAAACGCCAAUUGUUUUUCGGGCUCUCUUCGCUCGCUGGCGACUUUUUACAUUUUUUUCCACACGGCUAUGUUGUGACCCCUCAAAAUAUUUGUUCCAUUGCACAAAUGCGUUGAAUUAAUGUGUUGUGUACAAGAUAUAUACUGUAUGUAUAUGCGAGUUGAUUAAGAAUAGCGGCAAUCUCCAAGGUCACCCGCUUAGCACUGGCAGUUUUCGAAAUGACCAUGGCCCCAAAAGUUCUACAACCAAGAACAAAAGAGAAAAGGAGGAAAGACAAGCUAAGGAAAAGUGCAAGAUAUGAUGUUAGGGCCCAUUUACUGAAUAUAAAGUCAGAAAUGUCUCCAAAUUAGAUAAUCAUGAAAAGGUAUAUUAUUUUCUCACUCGCUCAGGACUUCUAUUACGCAACUUUUUUGCGCAUGCGCCAUACUGCGCACUUUUUUGUUUUACUAUUUACGCUACCGCCGCGUAAGUCUCCUCGCACAAUCAUUAAAAAAAAUCGAAUCCUGAUCACAGUGGCCUAUAGACAAAAAAGGAAAGAAAAGGAGGGAGAGAAGAACAAUUGUAUCAUUUUCUGAAUACUUUGUGAAAAUCUGUCACAAAAUUUGAUUUCUUUAAUAUUGUCAAAAAUUUUGCUCGCUCACUUCGCUUGCUGCAACUCUUUUAGGGAAUACAUUCUGCCCGGAAUGCCAAAUCUGGACCCUCAAAAAUGUUGCCUCAUUACACCACUGCCCCUUCAUACCAUGAUUACCAUAAGGAAAUUUGUGGCUCUUGCCCCCCCCCCCCCCCCUGGCCGCUACCUCUGUUACACCCCUGCUGGUAAAUCAACAAUCAGGAUAUUGCGGUCUUGAGACAUUUCUUUCUCUACUCCCUCGUCUCACAGACUUGAUGAUCUACAUAAGUUCUUUUCAUGAUGAUUUAUACAGAGUGCUUCUUCAUCUUGGGUUGGACAAACGAUUGGAUAUCUGGAUUUCAAUAUGAACAUAAUAUCAGUCAAAAUUUAACAACAAAAAUGAUUUCAGGAAAAAAUAGAGGUUUUUAGCUUUAAUGUGAUAUUUCUUC